AUGGGGCUUGAGUCCAAAAGGGUCUUGCAAAUGCACAAUGAACUCAAUCAGAAGUAUUUCCUUGUCGGCUUCAAUCUCACUUACUACGUUCACACAGACAGAGAAAACGAAGUCCCCAAGGUUCCUCUGGCUAAAGGCAGGAAGGUUACGGUUGUGUCCGUCCCAAGUGCAAACCGCUGGCAGGACGUUGUGCUGGGAAGGAUGAAAUGGGCGACUUCCACCAUUGAAACGACGAUCCGUAAAGAGGCAGAUUAUCUGUUCAUGAUGGACAUAGACAGCGUCUUCCAUGCCCGGUUUGGAGCCGAGUCCCUCAGUCGUCUUUCAGCUGUCCUUCACCGGGGCUACUACAAGACGACACCGAGGGACAGUUUUCCUUACGAGCGUCGACCUGAGUCCAAAGCCUUUAUUCCUGCUGGGGAAGGAGACUACUACUACACUGCAGCGGUGUGGGGCGGAUACCUGGAGGACAUGCACAAGCUUGUCAAGUAAUCAUACAUUAACAUCUUCAACAGAAAAACCCUUCGCCUUUAAAAUCAUGUCUUUCCAGGCAGACAUGUUGACUCAGGUUUUGAGUUGCCAAGACUUAGGUCAAGUGAACUUUAUCUCGAGUGAUCAGGACUUAAAUUAGGAUAUGCAGGGUAAACACUGCAGCUCUGACAGCCAAUGCACAGCAUGUUUAUGCUUCAUUCUGAAAGGCUGAUUGAAAUGUUAACCAAUUUAUGGAGUACUUAUGACUCGUAACAACAAGCUCAUGUAAAUUGUACUGAUAGGUAUUUUUCAACAACCUACGUAAAAUGAACUACUUGUGUGAGUUUUUACCAAGCUGUCAUGAAAUCAUGUGCUGUUGAUAAGCCGCAGUAAUCCAUACCUGUUUAUUUCAACGUGGUCCUGAAUCUCUCCUACUCCGACCCAUGGAAACAGGCCUUGCAUAAGCUUUUCUCCACCGCCCCAAAUCCUGAAUUCCAGUGUCUGUAGUGAGGCCUCCCCAUUGUUUGACCUCUGGCAUAACUGCACACUUGGAGCGGGCGGCUGGACCGUGUUGUGCUUUCCUGAUGAAUGCAAUCGGGCUGAUUAGGGGGUCCAAAGCACAUAGUUCUCCCCAAUGUCUUGGCAAAAACAUAUAAGCUCCAUUUCCGCACAGGAAGUACCAGUCAGCCAUCACCGUAGUCUCCUGGUACUAUGGCGCUGCAACGAGCUCUCUCCUGUCGUCCUCUCGUCUGGCGUGCCAUGUUGAAUCUCCUGAAGCAAGUCGUGACAGUCUGGAUUGUCCUUCCAGACGCUGCAGCCUGUGGUUGACCCCUGACCUCUGCAGGCGAUCCAGUCGUUGAAUUCUGGCGUUGUCUCGCAGAAGGUGUCAACUGUGUUACACAGGUUCCAUGGGAUCAUUCCCAGUGCUCUAGUUCCGUUGUAAACGCAGUUCCUGAGAGACCCUGGUUUGGCUCCUGCUAAGGAAAUGGUCUCUGGUAUUUUUAUCACAGUCCAUGGAAACGGAAGUACGUCAGUCGCAAGUGAACAGUUCAUAGCUCCAAAAAGUCCUUUUGCGGCAGCUCCAGUUUGAAGUAGAACAGAAUAAUCCUUUUUGCACCACUUGCAUCCCUUCGGCGCUGGGAAGCUGCGCCGUGGGUGGGUGCUCAGGCCAUAGAGACACAUCUGCUUGUCAUCAGUGAUGUUCCCUGGUCGGAGACCUGAGUUGUGUGUGGCGUAUGGCAGCUGUGCACACACAUAGCAGUUCACCUCGUUCCCCUCAAAAGCGGUCCUGUUCAGCAGUCCACUGAAGUGAGGUCACUUCCCUCUCCUGAAUUUGUGCUCCAACACUCUCUGCAGCUUGCAGUGACUCAGAUGUAUCCAGCUGGGUCUUUCAGCGAUCUUUACAGAUGUGGUCAUCAGCACCUGGAACGGUCCUUCCCACCGUGGACUCGCCCAGUUCUUUCGUUUUUUGACUUUAAUGUAGACCCGGUCUCCUGGCUCGAUGGGAGCGGUCUCCUGCGAAGGAAGAGAAUCAGAAGGCAGUAAAUCUGCACUGGACACUUCCUUCUCUUUAAGAGUCCUGAUCAUAUAAUCUGUUAAUGUCUGUUCUUCAUCUGCUUUCUGUAAAUCUGGAGAGAACAGAGGUAAUCUGUAAGCUCUCCCAUGAAUUAUUUCAAAAGGUGUUAAACCAUCUACUGCGGAGUGAUUCUCAUGUAGUUUCACCAAGUCCAAACAAUCCGGUCAGGGCCGGCCAGAAGUUUCCAUGCAUUUCCUUAAUCCAAAUGUCUUUCCCAAGUGAGUAGCCAUGUUUUGUAUCACUUGGUUUACAAAAUGUGGCCCACUGUCCCUAAAAAUAGUUUGUUGGAUGCCGUGCGUUGGAAUAAUUGUUUUCCAUGUNAAUG
Messenger RNA from Poecilia latipinna (sailfin molly), 2369 nucleotides. RefSeq names its product histo-blood group ABO system transferase 1-like. The transcript has 5 exons. NCBI's taxonomy places the organism in Eukaryota, Metazoa, Chordata, Actinopteri, Cyprinodontiformes, Poeciliidae. Gene Ontology annotation, biological process: carbohydrate metabolic process. Gene Ontology annotation, cellular component: membrane; vesicle; Golgi apparatus. The record is from RefSeq and is a predicted model, not a curated record. Gene Ontology annotation, molecular function: hexosyltransferase activity. The coding region runs from base 1 to 489 and encodes 162 amino acids.